Coregonus clupeaformis (lake whitefish) is the source of this 1101-nucleotide messenger RNA. Its product is annotated as MANSC domain-containing protein 1-like. Lineage: Eukaryota; Metazoa; Chordata; Actinopteri; Salmoniformes; Salmonidae. The coding region runs from base 1 to 1101 and encodes 366 amino acids. The record is from RefSeq and is a predicted model, not a curated record. The transcript is spliced from 3 exons.
AUGAUCCCCACCGUGACCCGUAUCCUCCCCUCCAGGGUGUCAUCACCGCUCCUCCUGGUCACCAUGUUGAUGCUGGCGGCCGCCGGCCCUGUCUCGGGGUCGGACGCGGAGACGUGUUUCUCCAGACAGCAUCAGAACGCCACAGUGAAUGUCCGUCAGGCGCUGGCUCGACCAACCACCGUCAUGGACUCCAGAGUCGCCCAAUCAGAGAGAGACUGUGUUCUGGCCUGCUGCUCAGAGGACGUCAAGCCAGGUAUAACGUGCACCCUGGCUGUGUUCAACCCUCACAAGCCCUCUGAGCCUCCCAACAACCACAACUGCCAUCUGUUCCACUGCCAGAAUGAGCAGGACUGCCCCCUCCUGGCUGCUGAACAUGGCAUCAACACUUAUGACAUCUUCAAAGACACCCAGCUACCACCCCUCCAGCACCAACACCCCAUAGAGACCCAGCUACCACCCCUCCAGCACCAACACCCCAUAGAGACCCAGCUACCACCCCUCCAGCACCAACACCCCAUAGAGACCCAGCUACCAGCCCUCCAGCACCAACACCCCAUAGAGACCCAGCUACCACCCCUCCAGCACCAACACCCCAUAGACACCCAGCUACCACCCCUCCAGCACCAACACCCCGUAGACACCCAGCUACCAUCCCUCCAGCACCAACACCCCGUAGACACCCAGCUACCAUCCCUCCAGCACCAACACCCCGUAGACACCCAGACCCCAUCAGAACUACUGAAAGACUCCAGCCAGCACACCACCACCACCACCACCACCACUACUACUGCUGCUACCACCACCACUAUGACCCCAGCAGCCAUUGAGCCCCUAAACCCAAGGACAACACCAGAAAAGGAUCUGUUGCUGGUGCCCAAGGGGGUCCAGGCAGACCCAUUCUCCCCAGGGACAGAGGGUCAGGGCGGGGGGAAGGAGGUGGCAGGGCGGGGGGCUCUGAAGAGCUCCCUGGUGGCUGUAGUGGUGGUGGGCCUGGCCAUCCUGACUCUAGCCCUGGCUGUGGUGGGACGCAAGGCCAUGGAGUCAUUCGACCGGCGACACUACACCAGGCUGGAGCUCAACGACCUACACUAUGAGGUGUGA